AUGGCAUCUUCUUCACCUCAACAAAAAUCACAAUCAAUAACGGAAUCACCUCAACAGCAACUCUUGCAAACUGCUGAUUCUUCAACUAAACCAUCAGUUCCUUCUCCUACCUCCUCAAUAUCACAGCAACAACCACAACCUUUAACUCUUGAAACAAGUAGCCUUGCCACUCCAAGUAGCAAAUUUAAUUCUUCAAGCACGUCUUCAUUUUAUUCUGAUUCAGAAACAGAGUCAUUAGAAACAGAUUCUGAUGCUUAUUUUACAAACGAUGAACUUCCACCGUCCUCGUUUACCUUUUCUUCUUCCGUAAAACGCCGACCUUCUUUUCCGAGAUCUCCUACUACCAUUAGAUUCUUCCCAGAUUUAUCAAUUGACGCUCAAGAAAAUCAUUUGAGUGACUUAUAUAUAAUCGAUGAAAGUUCACCUGAAUUUGCUUUUCCAAAAGUUAAAAGAAAACUUUUAAAAGAUCUUGAAGAGGCAAAACGUAGAGCAGAUCAAGCUAUCACAGUUCUAUUGCGACAUUGGUACCAAUCACAUAGAUAUCAAGAAUUAUUAAGUGAAUUAUCGUAUGAUGGUUGGAGUGAUGACGAGGAUAAACAACCACUUGUUGUAAUUCGUAGAAAUAAUAGUCAAAGAACAUUAAAAUCUGUAUCAUUACAUGGGGAUAUUACAAGCCCAAAGAAGAUAUCGAUUAAAAAGAAACGCACAGAACGCAGAUUUAUUCAUUCAAAUAGUUGGCCACCUUGUGUUUUGGCCUCCUCUCAUACUAUAUUAUUGACACGUAUCGAUCGUAUUGCUAAGAGGAUACUUAAGACUGCUAUACAUGAUUUAGUACAUUAUAAUGUUGCCGUGGAAAUUAUGAAGGAGCUUCAAGAACUUAUGGAAACUCAGAAAAAAAUGCCUGUCGGUAAUGCUGACGCUGAAGAAUUAUUAACAAGACUUGUAUACACUUUUGCUGACGUUGCUAGAGCUGUUGAUGCAGUGAAUCAAUCAUACGCUGAAACAAAUGGUGAUUUAUCGUUAGAAAAUAACAAUAAGGAAGAAGAUACACCACCACCUACUAAUUCUGAUUGGUUAAUUUCAUCGCCGUUAUUCACACCUUCAUCACCAUUAACUCCAUCUUCUUACUCACCACCACAAACAUCACUUCACAGUUAUCAUCAAAGGCAUAAAUCAUUUGAUAGCGUUAAUAAUAAGAAGAACCAAAGAGAUGCUAAACAUGUGUUGACACCACCAGUUCCACAGAUUAAAUCAUUACGAGAUUCUUUCGAACAAAUUUAUGCGGCAGCAAAUGAAUUGGUAUUUGAAUCACCUAUCACAUACAUUCCUCCUCCUCAUUCAACUAUAGAUGAUAAUAGUUUAACAUGGAGUAGUUUAACAAGAAAGCAAGUAGAUUUGUUGUUACAAGAAGAGAUGAAUCGUGAAAUAGACAUUGGUAUAAUAAUGAAACAACAACAAGAUGGCAGUAGUGAUUUAGAGGGUCGUAAGAAAUCCAAAAAGUCCAAACAAAUGAUGAAUUUCUUCAAAUCGCUCAAAAACGCAUUCCAUAGUCCUACAUCCUCUACUUGUGUUUCACCAACCGGCUCGCCAACAAAUUCUUUAGUUCAACCAAGUCCUGUACGCAAUACUCAUCUACCAAGACCACAAAUGCCAGAAAAAACUCGUACUCUGUCAUUUGACUCUAAUGCAUUCUCAUUGUCUCGUCGUAGUUCAUUUGUGUCAAUGAGAGGAGAUAAAGAUACUUUGCAUAGUACUAGCCUAAUGAAUCAUAGUUCAUCUGUGAUAAUUACUAACAGCAAUCAUGGUGGUGGUGGUAUAACGUCAGGGUUCUCAAUCCCACAUGAUUAUAUACUAUGUCGUAUAUGUGAAGAGAUGAUUCAUAGUCAUGAAUUGGAUGCUCACUCGAGAACUUGUGCUAUAACAACAGAAUACGCAUUUAAAUUACAAGAAUGUGAUGGUAGAUUACGUAGAUUGAUUAAUGAUAUGACCAAAAAAAAAUCAGAGAUCAUGAAAGGAGUUUAUGCAGAAAUGAUGGAAGGCUAUGGCAAAAAAGCUGCUAAUAUUAAAGAAACCGCAAAUAGACGUGAUGCUAUGAGAAAAAUAGAAAAAUAUGCAAGCAAGCUGGGAAGACUUGUCGAAGAAAUGGAAAAGAAUGCCACAAGAGAUGAAAAUAUUUUAACAUAUGGUAAACGUUUAUUACAUGUUGUUAAGGAGAAACAUGAUACAUUUCAAUCCUAUCAUCAAAAAUUACCCAUUUCAUCAACUGAUAAAGAAAAUAGCAGUUAUAAUAAUAGUUUAAAAGUUUCUCAAAAAAUUUCAAGAAAACAAUCAAUCUCAAGCCGUAUGCUAUCAACGUCUGCAUCAAACAAAUCAUCAAAUAGUUUAACAUCCUCUAAAAAUUCACGUAAUAACGGUGGCAUUAGUGGCGGACAAAGAGAGGGUGGUAGUGGUAGUUCUUCAAAUCAUAGAAGACAUGAUAGCAUUGGUUCAAUAUCAUAUGAUUCAGAUAUUACGCCACCACCGCCUCGAGGUGGCAAAAAAUUGAUUUCACUUUUUGCUGCAGUGCUUCGUGGUGGUAAUAGUCGUUCUGGAAAUAAUAGUUCUAGCAAAGAAACUACUGGAAUACCAAUAGCUGCUAACGGAGAUAAUAAAGGAGGUGCCAAAACUAAAAUUCCUAGCAUACAAGAUUUUGAAAUAAUAAAACCAAUUAGUCGAGGUGCUUUCGGAAAAGUGUAUUUAGCACGUAAAAAAACGACAGGAGACCUUUAUGCCAUCAAAAUUUUAAAGAAAGUUGAUAUGGUUCGAAAAAACAUGGUAAAUCAUGUUUUGGCGGAAAGAAGAGUGCUGAGUUUGUCGAGGACACCAUUUGUUGUGAAACUCUAUUAUGCAUUUCAAAGUCAAGAUUAUUUAUAUUUGGUUAUGGAAUACCUAAUCGGCGGUGAUUUAUCUUCUCUACUUCAAAACUUUGAACUUUUCGACGAGGAAAUGGCAAGAAUGUACACAGUCGAAGUAAUCCUAGCUCUUGAAUAUCUUCACAAUAAUGGUAUUACACAUCGUGAUCUCAAGCCCGACAACAUGUUGAUUACAUCUGAAGGACAUAUUAAAUUAACAGACUUUGGAUUAUCAAGGAUUUCUAUACCUGAAAAAAGCAAUAUGGCAUUUACAAAAGAGGAUGAGUCAUUGUCGAUUAUAUCAGAUAAAAAAUUGGGUUCAAAGCCUACAAGAACUGGUAGUAUUGAUUCUCGAUCUAGUUCCGUCGUACACUCCAGACCAGUAUCGGCAAUAUUUUCUAACGAGAAUCCAAAACAGCGCAUUAGUCAUAAUCGUCAAAGCUCAAAAGCAUUACUGGGUACACCAGACUAUUUGGCACCGGAAUUAUUACUUGGCAUUGGACAUUCUACAGCAGUAGACUGGUGGUCGCUUGGUGUUUGUUUAUUUGAAUUUUUGAUUGGAUAUCCGCCAUUUAAUGACGAUACACCACAAAAAAUAUUUAAAAAUAUUUUAGAUCAUAAGAUACAGUGGCCACCAGAAGAGCUUUUAUCACCACAAGCAAAAGAUCUCAUCACAACACUUUUAAAUCAAGAUCCUGCCAAACGACCAACAGUUGCUGAGAUCAAAGCGCAUCCAUUUUUCCAUGGAAUUGAUUGGGAUCAUAUUCGAGAUCAGCCAGCACCAUUUGUUCCAAAUCCGGAAGAUGAACAAGAUACUAGUUAUUUUGAUGCUCGUAAUAACCGUGCAGAUAUUCGUAGAUUAUCAGCUGGUAAUAUUGAAGAAUUCGCGUUAGGUAGGAUGACAGCACCUGGUGAUCGUAGAUCGAUGAUCCUCUCUGACGAUGACAAUAAUGAACAAUCUAACAACAAUAAUUGUGUUUAUCCAAUAUCAUCAAGUGUACAACCACCAAAUCUAUUAUUAUCAACAGUUACUGCAAAUUUGAUUGAUAAUAUUUCAUUACAUUCACCAACAUCACCAACAGAGAUUCCAAUUAAACAUCAUCAAAAACGAAGACCAUCACUUUUAAAAUUAACUGCAGGGGGCAAGUCAAGGAAGCAAUCUAUCAGUGGAACCAAUAGUGAUAGCAAUACAUUAAUAUCACCUUCAUAUAAUACACGAUCAAGAAGAUCAACAUUGGUCGGAUCACCUAAAAUGUAUGAUAUGGAGCAGACUAUAGCAUCAGCUUAUGAAGUACACGCAGCAGGAAAUCAAACGAAUCGAAAUGAGACAGAAUUUGAUGCCUUUGUUUAUAAGGGAGUAUCGGUUCUAGGCGAUGUAAAUCGUGAUGUUUUAUCAGGAGGCACUGCAUCAUCAGGCAAUAUCAUUACAUCAUCGCA
Messenger RNA from Entrophospora candida, 4328 nucleotides. The record is from the annotation of a GenBank genome assembly. NCBI's taxonomy places the organism in Eukaryota, Fungi, Glomeromycota, Glomeromycetes, Entrophosporales, Entrophosporaceae.